AUGGGGAGUCCAUUGAGCCCUGUAAUUGCUAACUUCUACAUGGAGAAAUUUGAAGAAGUUGCUCUCAGCACUGUGGAAAAACAACCGACUUGCUGGCUCAGAUACGUCGACGACACUUUCGUGAUAUGGAGCCAUGGAAAAGACGAACUUCACCGAUUUUUGACUCACAUAAACAGCCAACAUGAGAAUAUCCAAUUCACGAUGGAAACCGAAAACGACGGGAAGUUGCCUUUCCUGGAUGUCUUGGUCAGUCGCAGAGAUUACGGAUCCCUAGGUCAUCGUGUUUAUCGCAAACCUACACAUACUGAUCGCUAUCUACACAAGGACUCUAAUCACCAUCCUCGACAGAAGAGAGGUGUAAUGAAAACUUUAUUCGUGAGAGCCAACAGAAUCUGCGAACCGACUGCUAUCGAGCAUGAAAUUUCCCACCUCACAAAAGUUUUCCAAGCCAACGGUUUUUUGAAGCAAGAGAUCAAAAGAGCCUUCCACCCCAAAAUAAAAAAACAGCCACUUAAAGAAGAUCCGAUCAAGUCCACAGCCUACCUCCCCUACGUUGAGGACGUCACUGAUAGAAUCGAAAGACUUCUGCGACGCCACAAUAUCAAGACUGUUUUCAAACCUUCCCACCGAACCAGCGACUUAUUACGAUCUGUGAAAGAUGCAAGAGAUCCCUUGUCCGCCGCAGGUGUUUACAAGAUUCCCUGUUCCUGCGAAUCUACCUAUAUUGGAACUACUAAGAGAAGCCAAGGAAGACAAAUGGAAGUGCCAAGUGUCAGUGUCAAGUGUCAACCACUGAGUGGCAGCCUGUACGUUGCUGCUCUUUCGGCACUGCAACGCAUUAGUGCUCUAUCUUAUAGUGAAAAAAGUGGGGUCUUUUGGACACUCCCGAGUGUUCCAUACAUUGGUGGUCACCAAGAAAAAAUGUCCUCAACCCUGAAAGACCACCUAUACACCCGUGAAAGAUCAUUCUCUGUACGAGGUGGGUUAGUUGACAAGUGGUUCACUAAGAUUGGCAUCAAUGUCUCAACCUAUUGUUGA
Messenger RNA from Uloborus diversus, 1038 nucleotides. RefSeq lists its product as uncharacterized. The transcript has 2 exons. The record is from RefSeq and is a predicted model, not a curated record. Bases 1 to 1038 code for a protein of 345 amino acids. Lineage: Eukaryota; Metazoa; Arthropoda; Arachnida; Araneae; Uloboridae.